Solanum tuberosum (potato) is the source of this 1128-nucleotide messenger RNA. RefSeq lists its product as uncharacterized. NCBI's taxonomy places the organism in Eukaryota, Viridiplantae, Streptophyta, Magnoliopsida, Solanales, Solanaceae. The record is from RefSeq and is a predicted model, not a curated record. The coding region runs from base 1 to 1128 and encodes 375 amino acids. The transcript has 3 exons.
AUGAAAGAUGCGAUCAGUUCCCAUAAGGAGCUACCAGUAGAAGCGAUGCAUGACACUUGGCAGAGAUUCAUCAAAAAGCUGAAGAAAUGCCCAAACCAUGUGUGUGGAGGAUCGUUUAUAAGAAAGCCAUUCUCAGAGAGCAUGCAACUAAUGGACGAAGUGUCAAAGAAUAACGGCAUGAAUAGAGAUGGGUACAAGAAUGAUCGCAGUGGUGUGAAUGUGCCCCCAGGUAAUAGAGACCGGGCAAGUGGUAGUUCCAGCGAGUCUAAGCUGGAAGACAUGUUGGCCAAGGUGCAACAAAAGGUGGAAUCAACUGAUGCAGAGGUGAACGAGAUGAAAAGUGAUUUCUCCAGCAAGAGUCAAUUGGUAGACGCUCACACCACCUCCAUCAAGCAGAUUGAGCAGAAGUUGGGGCAACUUUCAGCCUCAUUAAAUCAGAGGAAGAAUGGGUCACUACAAAGUGACACGAUCCAAAAUCCCAAAAAGGAUGGGCAUUGCAUGGUUAUUUCCACCAGGAGUGGUAAGAUCCUUACUGACCCUAUUUCUGUAGAUACUGAACAUGAGCAGGUGUUGAAGCAAGCUGGAAGAGAGGAGGAUGAAGCUGAGCAAGUAGAUGACUUGGAGGACGCUCAACUAAUAGCUAAACCAGCAGGAGCUAAAGGAAAAGAUGCUAAGGAAACCUUUCCGUUACAACAAAUCCCAAGACCACCUCUUCCUUUCCCUCAAAGGUUUAAAAAGAAAGCCGAAGAUGGGAAAUUUGCAAAGUUCAUUACCAUACUGAGGCAGCUGUCACUCUACAUCCCAUUGGUGGAAGCUCUUGAGAAGAUGCCAGGAUAUGCCGAGUUCAUGAAAGACUUGGUUCCUAUGAAAAGAAAAGUGAGUAUUGAUUUGACUAACCAUAUUCAUCAUUGCAGUGCUAUUGCUAUCAGGUCUUUAGUGAAAAAGAAGGAAGAUCCAGGUGCAUUAACAAUACCAUGCACUAUCGGAUCGAUCAAAUUUGCAAAGGCCUUGUAUGAUCUACGGGCCAGCAUAAACUUGAUGCCGCUGGCCAUCUACAAGCAACUGGGUUUAGGAGUUCCAAAACCCACAACUAUGAGGUUGAUGAUGGCAGAUAGGUCAGUGAAGUGA